AUGCCUUCUAUCAAGAACAUCCUCGCAAGCUUCGCUCUCGCAGCCAGCAUUGCUUCAGCCCAUCCCGGACACGACAUCGCCCAUGAAGCCGCAGAGCGCCGCGACUUUCUCAGCUCCGUCAAAAGAUCCUCUCUCGCUCACUGCUCCACCAAGCUCAAGGCUCGUGGCGUGGCAGCUCGAAAUGUCGCUCGUCGCUCAGCUCAAGUCAACAAGGCUCGUGCUAAGCGCGCUUUGAAGAAGAGAGCUGAAGACGCCCUGAACACUUCUCACAACCAGACCGACCAAGGCUUCACUGAGUGCACUGAUGCCGCUGCCCUCUUUGCCAGCAUCAACUCUUGUGUCUUGACUCCCGAAGUCACCCAAGGUCCUUACUACGUUGCUGGCGAGUACGUCCGAGAGAACAUCAUUGAAGAGCAAGACGGACUCAACAUCGUCCUCGACUACCAAGUCAUCGACGUCGAGACUUGCGACCCCGUUCCCAACGUCUACCUCGAGAUGUGGCACUGCAACUCCACCGGCGUCUACUCUGGCAUCGUUGCAAACGGUAACGGCGACAGCUCCGAUGAGACGAACAUCGACAACACCUGGCUUCGUGGAAUCCAGAAGACCGACAGUGAUGGUGUCGCUCAAUUCGAGUCCAUCUUCCCUGGUCAUUACACCAGCCGAGCGACUCACAUCCAUGUUAUGGUUCACACCAACGCCACUCUCCUGGCCAACCACACUCUCGGAAGCGACAACUAUGCUAGCCAUGUGGGACAAGCCUUCUUUGAUCAGGAUCUCAUCUCUCAGGUCGAAACUCUGGAGCCCUACGCUUCCAACACCCAAGAGCUUACUCUCAACGCGGAUGAUGGUAUCUUGAAAGAGGAGCUCAGCACCGACGGUGUCGACCCUAUCAUGGAGUACACUCUCCUUGGAGACAGCGUCAGCGACGGUCUCUUUGCUUGGCUCGCUUUCGGCAUCAACACUACCGUCUCCAACUCCGUUACCCCCGCUGCUUACUACUACAAGGAGGGUGGUGUUGCCAACGAAAACAGCGGUGGUGCCCCUGGUGGCGGAUCCGGUGGCCCUCCUUCUGGAAUGCCUUCCGGAUCUCCUCCUGGAUCUACUCCUUCCGCUACUGCUGAUGCCGAGUAA
This is a messenger RNA of Fusarium venenatum, 1134 nucleotides long. Its product is annotated as Intradiol ring-cleavage dioxygenase. NCBI's taxonomy places the organism in Eukaryota, Fungi, Ascomycota, Sordariomycetes, Hypocreales, Nectriaceae. The record is from RefSeq and is a predicted model, not a curated record. Gene Ontology annotation, molecular function: oxidoreductase activity, acting on single donors with incorporation of molecular oxygen, incorporation of two atoms of oxygen; ferric iron binding.